AUGGGCGUGGUUGUUUAUAAAUAAAAUAUGGCAGGAAAAAGACCAAAAAGAACAGAGGUUGAAGAAAAUGAUGAAAUGCUUGAAACUAAGAAAAUUGCUCAUAAUAUUGUUGAGUGUCGACGUAAACAUAAAAUAGCUCGGUCUAUUGCUACUCUUUCUAGUCUUGUCUGUCCUUGUGACUGUGGGAAAGAGACAAGAGCUGAUGUGUUACAGAGGGCAGUUAAUAAAAUUGAAGAACUAGAGAAAAGCAAUAAAGAAUUGAGAGAUGUCAUUGAAGGAAAGUCAACUGAUAAUCUUCAUCAAUCAGAGUCAUAUCUGCAGUCAAAACUAGCCAUAGCACUAGUGGACCACCUCUCUUUACUUAUAUCUAUCAAUCAACAAAAAGAAGACUAUGUCUCAACUAUAGCUGAUACCCAUCUAGCAUCAAGUCCUGAGGAAGAUGGCACUCAAGUUAUUCCUUCCUCCAAGCACAUGUAUGGAGAAACAAGUUCAAGCAAUGAAACAAGACUGGGAUCCUUUACUGUCGAGAAUCUUCUCGAAUCUACUAGUACAAAUUAUGAUCGAGCAAAUUGUUUGUCACACGAUAUGACUAGUCUGGCAGCCAGUAGUUCCAUGACAACAAGAGAUAAUAUAUCGAUGGGUAUAGUACCAGUAACCGAUUGUAUUGGAUCUCCUCUUAUUAAUGGGAUUAGUGCCCCGCCUACUUCAUCUUGGCUUCCGUAUGCUUUCCCCUCACGUCACCAAUACCAGCCAGUUAUUGACAGUGAUUGGACACACCCACCAAACCAAGUCCAUUGUCGUUUUGAAACUCCUGGAGAACCUGUUUAUUAUCAUACUGAACCGUGUAGAACUCAGUCGUUGAUUCCAUCGUCUCCUCAAUCUGUUUGGAGACCUUAUAAUGACCUCACAAUCAACCCACAGCUGGGCUCUGCUCCUCUUCCUCCUCCCACUACUGCCAAUGGAUACAAUCAAACUCCUUCCACUCAGCUUCCUAAUUCCAGUUCAUUUCUUGUCGGCCAGUUGCUUGAAAAUAUUCUGCAAUGAUUCAUUGUUUAUUUUUAGUUCAUCUUUUAUGUUUUUAACACUCCUUUUUUCACUCCUUGAAAACAAUAAAUAUUUUUUAAAAA
This is a messenger RNA of Amphimedon queenslandica, 1127 nucleotides long. RefSeq lists its product as uncharacterized. The coding region runs from base 28 to 1044 and encodes 338 amino acids. Lineage: Eukaryota; Metazoa; Porifera; Demospongiae; Haplosclerida; Niphatidae. The transcript has 5 exons. The record is from RefSeq and is a predicted model, not a curated record. Gene Ontology annotation, molecular function: protein dimerization activity.